Messenger RNA from Melampsora larici-populina 98AG31, 1678 nucleotides. RefSeq lists its product as uncharacterized. The transcript is spliced from 2 exons. NCBI's taxonomy places the organism in Eukaryota, Fungi, Basidiomycota, Pucciniomycetes, Pucciniales, Melampsoraceae. The coding region runs from base 347 to 1048 and encodes 233 amino acids. The record is from RefSeq and is a predicted model, not a curated record.
AUCAAGUUCAAACCUUUCUCUUUUCUAUAUAUGAAAUGAGAACUUCGAGAAUGAUUCAAGUACUCGUAUAAACAUUCACAUUGUUCCUAAAUAUAUCGUAGUUUUGUGAUCAAUCUAUCGUUUCUCUUUGACUUCAAAGCUUUAAAUUCUUUUCAUCGCAUAAGUUUGUAUCUUCAAAUUACUUGUUUUUUCUGAGCGGAAGUUAUCGAUAUAAGAACUUCUUCUUAUUGCCUUUUUCAUCGUACUUCAUUGAGUGUUUCAAGUUAAUAGAGUCUAUUAGAAAGUUACAAUUUUCCUGUCUUCAAGCAACCUCUUAUUUCCUCAUCCGGUUUCAAAAACUUACAUCAUGACAUCUCCCUCACCCUUCAAAUGUAGUUCAAUAGAUUAUGAAUCUGUAGUAGACCCAGCUAGCUGUGUUGAAGAUUUAGAAGAGUAUGAUACGUCCACUGAAUUACCUGUGAUUAGACCUUCCAAGCUUUUAGUUGGAACUACUCUCCUCUCAUCGCCUACAGGUUCUUUAUUCAACGAAAAAUACUCAAUGUGUCCGCUUGAUAAAGCUACAGGGGAAGCUUACCAAGAAAUCACUCGUACUACUAGUAGUACCAGCACCAGCACCAGCACCAGCACUCGAACUAGGACUACUCGGUCUCGAUCUGCUACUACAUCUUCUUGGUCUUCAGACUCGACCGAGCUCUCAAGUAUAGCCCCAUUAUCGGAAACGAAUUUUCCAUCAUCCAUGCCAAGGAUAGCAUUCGCAGAUUGGCAAAAGUUUGGCAUCGAAUUCUAUACACCUAAACCACAAAAAAUCAAUCCAUCAAAUAUGUAUUAUGAAUAUCAUUCAGUUAGUUCUACUAGGGUUUCAACUAGACCACGUCAAGGUAGAUCAAAAUCACAUCCUAUAAGUACAACUCAAAACUUACAAUCUGAAAAAUCUCAAUCUUAUUCUAUAUUUGAAUCAAAAGAAGAAGAAGAAGAAGAAUCGAAUUCGAAACCUAAACUUUUAUUAAGAAGAGCAACACUUGAAGGUUAUUAUUGUCCAGAACUUUAAAGCAAAAAACAAAAUCACAGAAAUUUUUUUACAAUUCUUUUUUUUUCUUCAUACAUUUUCUGUAGAGCUUUGAACCUACAUUCAUUACAAUUUUUCUUUUCCUUCUCAUAGAAAUUUGUUGGUUUAUGACUGACUUUUUUCAUUUAACAAAAUCAUUUGGAUCGAGUCGUCUUUUUGUAUGUUUCUUUACUCAAUCACAUUCACAUAAACUUAAAGCAAGAAACAUCGAUUUUCUCCUUCGUUCUUUGUUUUCACUACAUUAUAUAAAGUCAAAGAUUUCGAUUCGAGCUUUGAAAGCCAUUUUUCAAUUCAAGCUUUGAAAGCAAUUUCAUUAUACGUUUAAACAUUGUACUAUCAGUCUCUUUGUAUCUUUCGCAUCAUCAGUUCUUUCUUUGUUUGUUUGUUUGUUUAAUAAUUCCUCAAACCACCAUAUGAUAUCACAUAUGUUGAUUUUUUUUAGAAAUGUAGUAUGUAAUCAUUUUGGAUUUAUCUAUCAACACCAUAAUGGCGUGUUUACUGUUUUUUUCUUUCUUUGUAAUAAUUUUUUUGUAUUAAAUAUCUGCAUAACCCAUGAAUCAUAGAUUUUUCCUUUUUUGAAAAACUUGUGGAAUUUGCAAUUUGGUUGACUAG